This is a messenger RNA of Marchantia polymorpha subsp. ruderalis, 1711 nucleotides long. The record is from the annotation of a GenBank genome assembly. Lineage: Eukaryota; Viridiplantae; Streptophyta; Marchantiopsida; Marchantiales; Marchantiaceae.
CAAGUAGUGUCCAAAAGAGCCAUGAACGUAUGUAUCUCUGCCGCGCGGCAUUACACGACUUUGUGGGAGAAUCUGAUUAAAUUAGCAUCCUCGUGGUCGCAGCAUGCUGCGAACAUGUUCGUUUGCUCUCUUGUUUCUUUUGGACGAGAACUCCGUCCAUAUUCUUUCCAUCCCUGCUGCAGCUCCUACUACUGGGCUGGGCCUUCAUGAUGCACUAUUAGGGAUUGUAGACUUGCAGAAUGAGGUCCCAUGAACGCAUGCCACUCGAUGGUGCCAGCCGGUGCAAUGUUCUCGAGACACCUCGGUUGGGGAAAGUACGUCGGCGAAUCCAGGAGGCCAAGGGAUUGCGAGAACGUGAAGGACCCUCUCGAGUCGGAAUGAGAACAGUAGUGUCCGAGUUUCGACGACUGGGGGACUAAUGGGGGUGGAGUGUUGAGGCACUCUACUUCCGUAACCCUUUCAUGCAAAUGUUCUCCGCAACAGCAGCUCUCUUCAUCACUCCGUCGGAGUGGAAGACUAGCCAGAAUUGGACACCAAAUGAGGAGGAUAUUUGCACUUUACCUCGACAUUUGACAUGUGGCCAAUGGGCGGAAACUCGUGUACUCCCAUGUCCAACAUAACGUGAGUAUUUCUUCUGCAGGUCCGGUUGUGCACCCAUGAGGAGACAACGACAUCUGCGGCAGAUCGAGGUUGCAACUUCAUCGUCAGAUCUUUUCGUUCGGGACACUUGUUGUUUCGUCGUACGAGACAUCGACUCGAUGAUGAUGGGUCAUGGUUUCCGAGUGACAAGAUCCAAAAGAUGGUAAGAACAUUAGCGACCUCGGAAGAUUUGGUUCCUCCUUAAGACCGUGCCACUUGUUGGCUGCCCAUGAGGCCGCUAGAUCGUGUUUUUGUCAACAACGGGGAAUGUUGAGCGGACAUUAUCCGAUGAUUCCUUGGCGCCCGUUGUCUUCCACCCAUAUUUUACCAUGCCACGAACGCGCAUGCUGGUUUCCGGGUCGUCCAUAUCCGGUUCCAACGUUCUUGCCCAAUUCAUCGAUUUGUUGUUGAGCUCCCUCGGGUCAACUGCUGCUGCUCGUCUCCUCUCGGAGGAGCUCCUGCAGCAGAGGGGGAGGGGGGACGCUUUCCUCACCAACAGUGGCAUGGUUGUCGACAUGUACCCACUUGUCGUACGUUGGCAUCGCUGGUGGCAAACUGAUGAAAGACUACAAUGUACACAUUGUUUCCAGGAGUGUAGGGAGACGAUCACCUGCAAUUUGCAUCUUUAAGUCUGGUGCCAGACGUAGCCAGCCAGCCACACAUGUCAUAGCCUGUGUGGUACGAGCAGAGAGAGUGGCAAAAGCUCAAAGCUGCAACUAGUUUCUCAUCUGGUGCCGUGAGCACUCUCCGCAUGGGCAUGUAGCAUUACGACAUUCAGCCAAGCCUGCUGCACAAUGAGCAAAUGAUAUUAGUGAGCCCCCUUGUCUAGAACGACCAGCUUUCUUAAUGUGAAAGUGGAUGCUCAGCUUUAACAAGUCCUAUGUAACACACCAUAUCUGAGCGCCAUAUUCAAGCGCCUUAAAGUUGCAGGGACCUUUACUUUCUGACUUGGAUCAACACUGAUUGAAGGUUGGGGUGUGGAUCUUCAUUUCCAGACAAACACGUGACCUCCAAGUAACAAUUACACAUCUUAUGUAAUCGACACAUUCAUUCGGAAUUUACCUUACCCUUG